Messenger RNA from Schizosaccharomyces osmophilus, 1413 nucleotides. It is a transcript of the gene coq6, whose product is annotated as 2-octaprenyl-6-methoxyphenol hydroxylase Coq6. The record is from RefSeq and is a predicted model, not a curated record. Gene Ontology annotation, biological process: ubiquinone biosynthetic process. Gene Ontology annotation, molecular function: 2-octaprenyl-6-methoxyphenol hydroxylase activity; FAD binding; oxidoreductase activity, acting on paired donors, with incorporation or reduction of molecular oxygen, NAD(P)H as one donor, and incorporation of one atom of oxygen. The transcript has a single exon. Gene Ontology annotation, cellular component: mitochondrion. Lineage: Eukaryota; Fungi; Ascomycota; Schizosaccharomycetes; Schizosaccharomycetales; Schizosaccharomycetaceae. Bases 1 to 1413 code for a protein of 470 amino acids.
AUGAUGCGAAUGUCUAGUACUGCUUUACGAGUUUCUCCCGAAGUAAUUCGUGGGUUUGCUUCCCAGACGAACACACGAAAAAGCGAUUUCGAUAUUACUAUUGUCGGAACGGGUCCCGUCGGACUGGCCUUAGCUGCGGGAUUACAAACUAAUCCUCAUACACGGUCAUUAAAGGUAGCUAUUUUAGACAACCAGAACACUAUGAAGAUUCAGGAUUGGAAUCCCACUUCAUAUUCGAAUCGCUGUGUAUCCGUGAUGUCUCGCAGUCGCAAAUUCUUUGAAAGAAUUGGAGCUUGGGAUCUGAUGCGCAGAGAAAGAUUACAUCCCUUUCAACAUAUCGUUGCUUACGAUGGGAUAACUAAUUCAAAAAUACAAUUUGAUCAAACAAAGGAUACUGAGCCGAUGGCUUUCAUGGCGGAAAAUGUAAACUUACAAUACGGUUUAUUACGAUCAAUCCUAAAAAGAAAGGAUCUCCAUCAAGACAAUUUUGAUUUCUUAGUCCCUUGCAAUAUUGAGGGAAUAACAAGAGAUGAACACACAAACACACCUUGCAUACACACAUCAACUCAUGGAGUACUUCGCACACGAUUGCUGGUUGGGGCCGAUGGAAGAAACUCUAUAGUCCGCCGAUUCGCUAAAAUAGAAAUGCCUGGUUGGGCAUAUCUUGCUCACGGCGUCGUUGGAACUUUACGGGUAUCCCAAAAUAAUUUGCCUUCGGUUGCUUUUCAGCGCUUUCUGCCUACGGGUCCUUUGGCAUACCUCCCUCUUCCCGGAGACAAUGCUACUUUCGUUUGGUCUAUAUAUUCAGAACUAGCAAAAAAGUUGCUUGCCUUACCAGAGCCUAUAUUUGUCAAAUUUUUGAACGCUGCGUUUCUCUUAGAUCAGGUUGAUUUAGAUUAUCUCUUUAAGAUGGACGUUAGUAAGCCAAAAAAUUUAGAAAAGCAGCUAGACUGGAGGAUUGAAACUAAGAGACGUUCUUUAUCAUUUGACACGCCUCCUCAAAUUACAGAAAUCGUUCCUAAUUCACGCGCAUCAUUUCCUCUACGUAUGGCUCAUGUUGACGAGUAUGUAAAGGAAAAUGUUGCGCUGUGUGGCGAUGCUGCCCAUAAUACUCAUCCACUUGCUGGACAGGGAAUGAACACUGGAAUACAAGAUGCUGAAGCCUUAACAAACGCUCUUUCUUAUGCUAUCCAGCACGGACAAGACCCUGGUAGUAUGUUCUCGCUUCAGCCUUACUUUAAGAAUCGGUACUUUAAGAAUCACGUUUAUCUUGGCACCGCCGAUAAGUUUCAUAAACUAUAUGCUUUGGAUAAUUGUGUUGUCAGCACCGUACGCUCUCUCGGCAUGUCACUCUUCGACCGUAGUUCUAAGCUAAAACAAGCUAUUCUUUCCACGGUUGCCAAAGGAAUUUAA